Gavialis gangeticus (Gharial) is the source of this 3062-nucleotide messenger RNA. RefSeq names its product glutamine rich 1 (gene QRICH1). The transcript is spliced from 9 exons. Bases 45 to 2366 code for a protein of 773 amino acids. The record is from RefSeq and is a predicted model, not a curated record. NCBI's taxonomy places the organism in Eukaryota, Metazoa, Chordata, Crocodylia, Gavialidae.
UAUUCAAAUUUCUCUUUGUUAAGGAAUCCUGAGGACCUUGCAAUAUGAAUAAUUCCCUGGAGAACACCAUUUCCUUUGAAGAAUACAUCCGUGUGAAGGCGCGAACAAUCCCUCAGCACAGGAUGAAGGAGUUCCUGGACUCCCUUGCUUCCAAGGGGCCUGAAGCUCUACAGGAGUUCCAGCAGACAGCCACUACCACGAUGGUAUAUCAGCAGGGUGGCAACUGCAUUUACACGGACAGCACAGAAGUAGCUGGGUCUUUGCUUGAACUUGCUUGUCCUGUUACAACCAGUGUCCAGCAGCAAACCCAGCAAGAGCAGCAGAUACAGGUUCAGCAGCCACAGCAGGUCCAGGUGCAAGUCCAGGUCCAGCAGUCGCCACAGCAGGUCUCCGCCCAGCAGCUCUCACCCCAGCUCACCGUUCACCAGGCCUCUGAGCAGCCAAUCCAGGUGCAGGUGCAGAUCCAGGGCCAGGCUCAGCAGCAGGCAUCACAAACCAUCCAGAGUCAAGCUCUGCAGAGCCCGAGCCCCUCACAGCUGCAGGCGGCUCAAAUCCAGGUGCAGCACGUGCAGACGGCCCAGCAGAUCCAGGCUGCUGAGAUCCAGGAGGAGCACAUACAGCACCAGCAGAUCCAGGCCCAGCUGGUGGCAGGACAAGCUAUUGCAGGGGGCCAACAGAUCCAGAUCCAGACCGUGGGGGCACUGUCACCUCCACCCUCCCAGCAGGGUUCCCCACGGGAGGGGGAGCGCCGCAUCAGCACCGCCAGCGUCUUGCAGCCUGUGAAGAAGCGCAAAGUGGAUAUGCCCAUUACGGUAUCAUAUGCAAUUUCGGGGCAGCCUGUUGCCACAGUGCUGGCCAUUCCCCAGGGCCAGCAGCAGAGCUAUGUGUCUUUGAGGCCGGAUUUGUUAACAGUGGACAGUGCCCACCUCUACAGUGCCACUGGGACCAUUACUAGCCCCACUGGAGAGACUUGGACCAUCCCUGUUUAUUCUGCUCAGCCACGCGGUGACCUCCAGCAGCAAAACAUAACCCACAUUGCCAUCCCCCAGGAGGCCUACAAUGCCGUCCAUGUCAGUGGCUCGCCAACAACGCUGGCUGCUGUGAAGCUGGAGGACGACAAAGAGAAGAUGGUGGGGAGCACGUCUGUUGUGAAGAACUCGCAUGAGGAAGUGGUGCAGACACUUGCCAAUUCGCUCUUCCCAGCACAAUUCAUGAAUGGCAACAUCCACAUUCCUGUGGCCGUGCAGGCCGUGGCAGGAACAUACCAGAACACGGCGCAGACAGUGCACAUAUGGGACCCGCAGCAGCAGCAGCAGCAACCCACACCCCAGGAGCAGGGGCAGCAGCAGCAGCAGUUGCAAGUGACUUGUUCGGCUCAAACUGUUCAGGUAGCAGAAGUGGAGCCGCAGCCACAGCCUCAGCCUUCACCUGAACUCCUGCUUCCAAACUCUCUGAAGCCAGAAGAAGGGCUGGAAGUGUGGAAGAACUGGGCACAGACCAAGAAUGCAGAGCUGGAGAAGGAAGCCCAGAACAGGCUAGCUCCCAUCGGCAGGCGCCAGCUGCUGAGAUUCCAGGAAGAUCUCAUCUCCUCGGCUGUGGCUGAGCUGAAUUACGGGCUCUGCUUAAUGACCCGAGAGGCUCGCAACGGAGAUGGCGAGCCCUACGACCCAGAUGUGCUUUACUACAUCUUCCUGUGCAUUCAGAAGUAUCUCUUUGAAAACGGCCGAGUGGACGACAUCUUCUCAGAUCUCUAUUACAUACGGUUCACCGAGUGGUUACAUGAAGUUCUCAAGGAUGUGCAGCCCCGGGUCACUCCUCUGGGUUACGUCCUCCCCAGUCACGUGACUGAGGAGAUGCUGUGGGAGUGCAAGCAGCUGGGAGCCCAUUCCCCUUCCACUUUGCUCACUACGCUGAUGUUUUUCAACACCAAGUACUUCCUCUUGAAAACCGUAGAUCAGCAUAUGAAGUUGGCCUUCUCCAAGGUCUUAAGGCAGACCAAGAAGAAUCCUUCCAACCCCAAGGAUAAGAGCACAAGUAUCCGGUAUCUGAAGGCACUUGGUAUACACCAGACAGGCCAGAAAGUUACAGAUGACAUGUAUGCAGAGCAGACGGAGAAUCCCGAGAACCCUCUGAGGUGUCCGAUAAAGCUCUAUGACUUCUACCUCUUCAAAUGCCCCCAGAGCGUGAAAGGCCGGAAUGACACGUUCUACCUGACUCCGGAGCCCGUGGUAGCCCCCAACAGCCCUAUCUGGUAUUCCAUCCAGCCCAUCAGCAGGGAGCAGAUGGAACAGAUGCUCACCCGGAUCCUGGUGAUACGAGAGAUUCAGGAAGCGAUCGCAGUGGCUAACGCCAGCACCAUGCACUAGGCAUCCGUCUCAGCUGGACGGGGGUGGGGGGGCGAGGAUGGAUUGUACAGACUUUCACACUAAAGGAGAUGCCUACAUUUUGUUUUUUAUUGGUGUAGUUAUGAAGCCCUUUUAGGCUUCUUCUCUUUAAAAGAAUCUAAAAGGAAAACCUACCCUUUGUGUCUCCUACCGAACACGCUGAACUGUGGCACCAGUGGAGGCCAAUUCUGUGUGCAGGGAGCUGCGGAAAGCUGCUGGCCAACUGGCUUUUCUAUGAUGUGGAAAACAGACGUGAACCAUGGGUUUGGCCAGGACGGCUGGGGCUCAGCGUCUCCUCGGAUCACGAGCAGAGCGAAUGAGGGCUGGACCUGCCCCGCUGUGGGAAGAGGCGAGUGUCUUUUCUGACCUCGCAUUUGGACAGUGCGUCACCGUUGCCCUGGAGAAUGAGAAGGAGAGUGAACUGCAAUUAUGAUUUAUUAAAAAUACAAUUUCUAUCCAAACCUUUAAGUGACAUUUUUAGAUGUUAAAAGUAAAAACUUUACCACGCAUUUCUUUUUUUUUUUGGCCCAGCUUGAGGCCUUAAACCUUGAGGCUCCCAUGCCUGAUGGAAUUCUUGUAACAUACACUUGUGUAUCAUAUAAAGAUACCACACUGUUUCUCUUAUGUAUUCUUACUCUAGUUGUUUAUUAAGAAUGACGAGCACGUCUUUUCAACAUG